GAGUGGGUAGGAGGCGUGUUGCGGUCGAUUCGCUUUCGAAUAUACAACGGAAAUUUUUCGUUCAGUGUAAAAAUAGCCACCGUUCUAGUGUUUCACUCAAUUAACGUUUUUAACAGUUGCACAAUAAUUUUAUUUUAUUUUAUUAAAAUUUAACUUUUCUUCAAACAACAGGCAAUAUUAUGAGUGACCGUAGAUUUGGAUUCAGCAACCACUUCCAGAACCGCUGUGCAUUAUGCCUGACCGAAGACGACAGCAGAAACGUAGGCACGGCCGUAUGCCAGCACAACGCCAGUGUAGAGUCAGCGCUGCACUAUCUGCGUAACUACGGGGCGCCUACGAGUCCACCCUACGCGUCGUACCACGGCGGACAGGACGGCACGGCGACCACGCUGCCAUCGUACGGCGGGUCGCCGCCAAUGUCGCCCAACUACUACACGCUGGCUGAAUUUCUGUUGCGUAUGAACCGAAUGCAAGAGAACGGUGGCCACCAAAUGCGCCCGCCAACUUCCAGACCGCCUAAACCAAAGUCCGAAAUGGGUUGCCUGCGCGAGUGCGCGUUCUGUAAGAGCAACGGCGAGACGGCCGAGUUCUACAAAUCGCACUUUCUCAAAGACCCGGUCGGCCGGGUCAGAUGCCCUAUUUUGCAACGGUAUCAGUGUCCGUUCUGUUAUGCAACUGGUGAGAACGCGCACACGAGACGUUAUUGUCCGAAAAAUCCAAACAAAAUGUGCUUUAUAAAAGGAGAACAAUUCGUUAAACAAAAUCUGCAGUGAGGGUAUAUUUAUUUUAUAUGUUUAGUAGAUAUAUUUUAAAUUGUUUUAAUAUUAAUAAUAAUUAUAGUAAUUAAUAAAAUAAAAGUUUUAUUAAUAAUUUUACGAAUAGAUAACUACAAUUAUAUUAUUUAAAAAAUAAUUUUACUUAGUUUAACAUGAUAUUUAUCAGUAUAAAUUUGAGUUUUAUUUUCUGAUCGCUUGUAUGCAAACUGUUUU
Molecule: messenger RNA, 989 nt
Organism: Adelges cooleyi (spruce gall adelgid)
Lineage: Eukaryota; Metazoa; Arthropoda; Insecta; Hemiptera; Adelgidae
Product: nanos homolog 2-like
Exons: 3
Coding region: 180-773 (197 amino acids)
Biological process (GO): oogenesis; negative regulation of translation
Cellular component (GO): perinuclear region of cytoplasm
Molecular function (GO): mRNA binding; zinc ion binding
Source: RefSeq, a predicted model, not a curated record